Molecule: messenger RNA, 2838 nt
Organism: Halichondria panicea
Lineage: Eukaryota; Metazoa; Porifera; Demospongiae; Suberitida; Halichondriidae
Exons: 15
Coding region: 588-1808 (406 amino acids)
Source: RefSeq, a predicted model, not a curated record
AUAUUACUGAGACACCUUCAAAUCUAAUAACAGGACUGAACACAUGGACAGCAAGUUGUCUUUAAUAUGCACACCGUAAUUCUGGGCUCCUGGAGAGAGUUUUGGACAAGGCCUUGAGAAAAGACAGGCUUCCAGUGGUGGACAUUGAGGUACCUACAUACGAGCUGCCAUUACCAGAGGGUGUGGGUGAGGAAAAACUUCACCAAGACAACCUGAGCGCCCGUCAGAUUGAGGAAACGUGGAGAGAACCACUACUCGAGAGUCAGCCCCCUAAUCAGUCACAUCUUAAUUAUAAAGACAGUCGUGUUCAUUUGACCUAAGUUAUGGAGAGUGACCUUCACAGUGACCUCUGGGAGUGGAUAGCGGACCAUCUAGCAGCCGAUUGGACGACUGUCACUCAACUCAGGAUGGAGGAGAGUAAGAGAGAUCCAUCAGAGGAACCAUUUCGCUCCCUCUACACCGCCAGGGAGUUGCUGUCAGGUAUGAGGGCUAAACUGGAUGCCUGUCCUCUCAAAGAGCUCGAGGAUUUCAUUAUUUUCUCGUGUUUUGUUGGACUGGAAAUGGUCCUACCCCCCACAUAGCAUCACAUGUUGAGCAGUCACGAGGUGGACACGUACGGUAGUAACGAGCACCACUUCAGUCUGGCCCACAAGACUUCCCUCCAUGGCCGCCUGCCCAUCAUACAGUUCCUAGUGGAGAGUGGACUGCCCUCCUCCGCACUGCAGAUACCAGAUGACUCAUUCACCACACCCGCCAUGCUCGCUAUACAGCUGCUCAUGGACUUUGGCUACAGCAUGGUCCACACGGACAGGGAGAACCAGAAGCCGGUGGAUUGGGCCGAUGCUAUGGGUCAGAAUAUCUGUGUCCUCUAUCUCAUGAUGUACGAGACUUGUUGGGCACUCUCUGGAGAACUGACACACAUGGCCGAGCAGCUCGCUAUUGUACAGAAGGAGAAUGGACAGUUACGAGAUGCAUUCUCCAGUCUAGAGAAAGAGCAUGAAUCUGCCAUUACUAAACUGCUGACUAGUCACGAGGAGAGACUGACUAAGAUGAGGGAACAUCACGUCGACCUCAUGGCAUCAAUACUGCACAUGAACCAGGACACUCCGCCCACUGGAGGGGGAGGGGCUACUGCACCAUCAGCCAAUAAGAACAGGGGUCAAGUACCUGUGAAGAAGGCGCCCCCUGAACCACCCACUACCCCUCAACGAUCCUCCAAUCGUCCCCCUGUACCCCCGGAUCCUGCCGCUAAGAAGAGGUCGCGAGGGUCAAAGGACAGAGGUCAUGAGGCGGCAGAUAAAGGGGAGGACCAUAAUACCAUUGACUAUCGAACAGCCACCCCCCAAGAAGUGUUAGAGAAGCAGAUAACGUCAGUAGCUCAGCGUAUGAAUGCUAAUGGAGAGGCUCGUAAACGUGGUGGUGGUAUGACCCGAACCUUCUCCCCCCUCACUCCUAUCAUACAGCGCCUCUACAGCAAGUCAGAUGUGGCUGAUAGCAAGAGUGAGAGGUCCUCCAGGAGCCAGAGACACACAGAAGACGCUAGGAGAUCGGCUCCGAAAGUCAAGUUCUCUAAAACUAUUACCGAGUUUCCAGACUACAGUCACUAUGACAACCCGACAGAGAUGAAAUCAGUAUCAAGCCCAGGUCAAAGUCCGUCCCAUAGUCACCAUGGCAAGUUGGUUGGGGACUCGCUGAGGGUCAAAGAUAGUAGAGGAAGGGAUUGGAAACGGGAUCACGUGAGCUUAUACUUGCAACGUGAGGCCUCUGGGACCGUGCGCGUUGCAACCAAUAGAAACCUUGAGGUGUGAUUUUACUGGUUUUGAGGUCAAGAGAAGCUUUUGAAAAGAAACAAAUGAGAGGAUACAAGUGUCCAUGUGUGGCAAGAACUUGGACUGAGAAAUCACUGGAAGAACAUUGAUAGAUAAUUCAUUAUGUUUAGACCAUGCUUAUCCGAAUAGCCGCGGUUAUGAUUUCAUACGUAGUACCGCCCACCGCAGAACCAAAAUCUAAUUAAUUUUAAAUUACUUUCAUUAUCAGCUCCUAGCAAAGAAAGAUGCGUAGCUAAGAAGCAGUAGCAGUUUUCUGCAGGCAACUUUGUUGCAAACUAAUCUAGAAUAGUUAUUCUGCCAGGAUCUCUGAGUUUUGAACGGAGCAGGUAACCAGCCAAGGCCCCAGCGAAGGAUCAUUUCACAACAAAGAAAGAUGCAUAACUUGGAAACAGUGACAGUUUUCUUUAUUCAACUUCGUAGCAAAGUAGUCUACAGUAGUUACUGUGUCAGGAUCUCCUGGUUUCUAAUGGAAAAGUCGACUAGCCAAGGCCAGAGCGAGGGAUCUCUUCAGAGUGUGGCAAAGAAAGGUGCACCCCUUAGUAACAGUAACAGUUCUCUUCAAGCUACCUUGUAGCUAGUUACUCUGUCAGGACCUCCAAUCUGAACAGUCAACCAGCCAAGGACAGAGCGAGAUUUUACUUUAGAGCUGUGAUGAAUACUGGAAUUUUGUCUUGAAUCGGUGAUCGGAAAGUUUGGGCCAACAGAUUGGUUGAGAUGGUGGGAGUCCAUAGUCAGGCCAGGAGUGGAACUGCUUACAGUCUGUGAAACUAUCGUCACUGCUAUCUGCCAUGGAACCACCACCAUCUUAUGGGUCUGAGAAGGUCUACUCACUGUGACUACUAUCCAGGAUACCUAGGAGUACCUCAUCCCCUGUGUGCAGAGGCCUCUUAGUCAUUGUUGUACUAUAGAAUUAAUGUAUUUAUUAUAAUGUAUGUUCACUUUUGAGAUUGAUAUUGAAAUACAAAUUUCACAUGAAAAUUUCAGCAAAUUUUUGAUUGCUAACCUAUGG